AUGAGCUUUGAUCGCCAGAGACUAGAGAGCGAUGCAGCGUACUUCGCGCAGAGCUUGGAAGCUGCAUAUUUGCAGGCUGGCCGGUCCUUCAACCCCCAGGAGGACUGGCGCGUUGUGAAGAAGCGGGUUGACCCGCAGACCUUGUUUCGAGCGGUCGGACGGCGGGGAGGAUACCACCAGGUCUCUUCGGACAAGAGGCGCUGGUGGGAGAUCGCAGAGGAGGUGGGUAUUCAGACCGGGCUGGCUGGAACCCUCUCCUUUCAUCUCCGAGAGCUCUACAGAGAGCGAUUGUUGGACUUGGAGAUCCGGACGGGUGGUUAUACCGGGCCAAUUGCCGGUAUAAACGCGUCGACGGGUCCUACCCCUCACCUCUCUUCCUCUCUUCCUGCUCCUCCUGCUCCCUCACAACCUCCAUCCUCACUUUUUGUCCGCUCCGUUUCUCGCUCGUUCCUCCCCUUCACCACACCAGAAGAGGAACCAGAACAGUCAUCUUCAAGGAUGGCAACUCCUGCGGCCGAAGCCGCUAUUUCUGAAUCGCGUGGAGAUUCGCGUUCUCCAACCCCAGAGCCGGGGCCCCCCUCGAUCAUCAUUGAUCGUACUGGAGGGGAUAUUUUUCAUCGCUCUUAUAUGGGCGUAAGGUCAAGGAUUCCGGAAGAAGUCGAAGCUGGCCUUUACCAUUUGGUAAUCGCCUCCGACGUCUACCAGAACCAGUUCUUCUUUGCGGAUUUUCCGCUCCUCCUGGAGGCGUUACUCCAGCAAGUUUUAACGGUCGGCGAGCUUGUUCACGGCGUCGAAUGGGAAGUGAACUACAAUUACGCAUAUUUCGACGACGAGUACAAGGAAAAUGCGCGUUUUGACGACCUUUGUGCCGAAGGCACUUUUGAUAUCUUGGAGCGGCUUCGCCGACUUCCAAUCAUCUUCCCGGAAGCGGACGUACGGGAUGAUGAAACCGAAAAGAAGCUUCGUAUGAUCAACGAAGCAGCAUUGAUCCUCCGAAACAUGUGCCAGGUGGAUGUCAAUGCCAACUUUCUCGACAUCGUCAAUAUGGCGAGGGACUGCGCGACCAUCGUGCUCAAUCUCCCCCCGAUGUCAGUUUUUACGGAGAUGAAGAACCAUACGCUUGAGAUGGUUAUCGAAGCUUGUCUGUGGUGGCCGUUGUGGGAAAACGACCCUCUUUUCAAUACUCUUAUGGAGUAUUUGAACUCCAACGACCGCUUCCAGUUACUCAGCGCUUUGAGGGCACUGGUCAUGUUCUCGUAUGAGCUCGAAGGAGUGAAGAAGUUCGGCCUGCCAAAGUCUACACUUGUCAGGAUGACCCACAUGCUUCUUCUCGAUAACGACCCGGAAUUGGUGUCGGCUGUGCUCGAUUUUCUUUAUCAGUACGUUUGCGAGCCCGAUAACGUCGAAUUCAUGGUCAAUAACCUCGAUCUCCCCACGACUUUGAUCCCGCGACUCGUGACUCUCCUGCUUUAUGAUGCAGAACGUCAACACGAACUCAAGGUUUAUAAAGGUGCAGAGACACGUCCACCUCCAAGCCGAAUUGCGAUCCCUCCGCCACGGGGUGUCGAAGCCCUAUUAGAAUUCCAAGAACCUGAGCGCACCGCACGUUGGGCACAAUGCGUAUUCAUGGAAGAUUCAGAAGGCGAAAUCGCACAAAGAGCUGUCUGGAUUUCAUAUCAACGGACUUUCGCCGAAUUCCUCAAGCCUGAGUCACAUUCGCAACUUUUGCCGGCUCCAGAGUUCAUUAACACCGUCACUCACGCCUUCAGCAUUGCUCGAGCUCGAGUCAUCAACGAAGGUAAUGGCCAAAAGUUCGUUAUUCAAGGAAUCCGUCCUCGAGAAGUGUGCAAUGAUAUGAAUGGUUUUCCUUACCAUUACUGCAAGUGGAGAGUGCCAAAGCAACCUGCGUCGGCAUCGAGCGCUCAACCUCCUGUGCUCCCUCCCACCGUGGACGCGGAGCAAGGACAAGACGUGACAAUGUCUGAUGUUCAGGAUGCUACUGCGUCAAGCAGCCAGCCCUUGGCACCGACACCAAGCAGCAAUUAUCAUCCGCCAACUGUCGAAGACGAACAAAGUGAACAGCCGGCUCGUCAAACUCCAGCUUGGGACAAAGCCACCGUUGCCGGAGCAGAAGUCUACCGAGUAGGACCGCCAAGACCUCUUACUCCAGAAACUCUCAAGCGUAUUACAGAUGAGGCUCCGUCGCGCAUGCCAGAAUACCUUGAUUUGAAGGAUCUUACAUUUACCGGCAACAGUCUGAACGAUCCCGAAUUAGAAGUGUGCAACCGUGUGUAUGUCGAUCCGGAAAAGUAUCGCAAGCACGUCUUGCUCGUUCAUAUGGGAAUUCGGAACGGAGUCGAUGGCAAGUGGUACCCCUUUGACAAAUACAAGAAGGUUCCCGAGCCCGUGUGUCGUUUUGAUCGUUGCAAAGAAUUCAGCACCCCGACCUCAAAUCUUGACCAAGUCGCUGCUCACGUCUCAGGCCAUCUCCCGCCAAUCGUUAACAUGGACGAUCCCCCUCGCGAGUGGGGCAGACCAGUUUUCUACCCAAAACGCUUCAUUCGCUGGGAAUAUUUUGUCACUCCCCAAGACGAGAACAAAGAACCCUACGGCAUCGCGUACAAGGCUCUCCUCAUCAUGCGCAAUAUCUUGCAGAAUUGUCCCAAGACCAAGCCCAAAGGACGUUUUGAAGGCACCGAAUCAUGGGGUGUCGCAUUGUAUUAUUCUCAACGUGCAAAGUUACUCGAGUUGGCGGACCUUAACCCUACUCUCCGCAAAGAGCUUUUUGACUUUGUGAACGACAUUGACAAUUCUCGGUGGGGAUUUAUUUUCGAGCUCUAA
This is a messenger RNA of Uncinocarpus reesii 1704, 2841 nucleotides long. RefSeq lists its product as uncharacterized. The record is from RefSeq and is a predicted model, not a curated record. Gene Ontology annotation, biological process: regulation of DNA-templated transcription. The transcript is spliced from 5 exons. Bases 1 to 2841 code for a protein of 946 amino acids. Gene Ontology annotation, molecular function: DNA binding. NCBI's taxonomy places the organism in Eukaryota, Fungi, Ascomycota, Eurotiomycetes, Onygenales, Onygenaceae.